Molecule: messenger RNA, 1575 nt
Organism: Adineta steineri
Lineage: Eukaryota; Metazoa; Rotifera; Eurotatoria; Adinetida; Adinetidae
Source: the annotation of a GenBank genome assembly
AUGCUUUAUUCAUUAUUAGAAAAAUCGACGAAAAAUCGUCCUGAUACAAUUGCUUUAUGGUCUAAUGAUUUUAGUUGCACGUACUUUGAAUUAAAUGAAAAAGUUAAAAUUUUAAGUGCUGGUUUAUUAAAACAAGGCUUGCAGAAAGGAGAUAGAAUUGCAUCUUAUCUACAUAGUAGUCCUGAAGCUAUACAAUUAUAUUUUGCCUGCUUUAAAAUAGGUGUAUCAGUUGUAGUGAUUAAUCCAUUCUUUCGUGAAUUUGAAAUCAAUUUAUUAGUUGAAACUGCUCAACCAAAAUUAUUUAUUACAGAAAGAGCAUUGUAUGAAAAUAUUAAGAAAUUAAUUCAGCCAUUUUCACCGAUCAUAAAUCAUUAUUAUUUGGUUGAUUUUGCAUCUACUGAUGGAUCUAAUAAUUUAUUACCGUUUUUAGAUCUUUUGAACACUAAUUAUACAAUAGAAAAUAUAGGAACUGAUGUUGAUGUGAAAGGUGAUCAAGAAGCAGUAAUACAAUUGACAUCAGGUUCUACAGGUAAAUCAAAAUGUGUACAAACAAAUCACAAUCAAAAAUUAUUCAAUGUUAAAGCAUUUGAAUCAUUUAAUUUUGACCAUAAUGAUAAAUUUUUAGUAAUAAGUCCUAUGAAUACUAUGGGAGCUUUAGAUUUCCAUAUUUUACCAGCUAUUCAAUAUGGUGCUACAAUUUGUUUUCUAUCAACUAACACUACAAAUGACCUAUACAUUAAACAAGUUCCACCGAUUUUAUAUGAACAAAAUAUUACAUAUUUGAAUUGCAUAUCAUCAACAUUACGUAAUAUAAUUAAAGAAAUAAACAAUUUUACUCAAGGGAUAUAUAGAAAGAAUAUGUUACGUUAUGUUUUUGUUGGUGGUGAAAGAUUUCCCGACUUAUAUUAUGAAAAUGCAAAAAAAUGCUUGGGGAUGUAUCCACGUGAACUUUAUGGAAUGACAGAAACAAACGGUCCUUGUGCUAUUACAGCUGAUAAUCCACCGAAAUGUGGAAGAUUCAAAGCAUUAAAUGAGACAAUAAAAUUUCGAAUAACAAAUGAAAAUUGGGAAGAUAUGCCUCAUAACACAAGUGGUGAAAUAACAAUUUAUUCAAAAACAAUAAUGACUGGCUAUUUAAAUGAUGAGAAGACUACACAACAAGUUAUAAAAGACGGAUGGCUUAAAAGUGGUGAUAUGGGAUAUUUAGAAUCAAAUGGUACUUUAAAUAUUGUUGGACGUAUAAAACAAAUGGUUAUAUGUAAUGGAUGUAAUGUUAAUCUAAUUGAAUUAGAAGAAACAUUACUUGAAUGUGAUGAUGUUCAUGAAGUAUGUGCAACAAGCGUACCAUAUAUGGAAUUUGAAAAACCAGUUGUAUUCGUUUCAAUUCAUUCUUUUUCGUCGAAAAAUAUUGCCGAAGUUGAACAAUAUUUAUUUUCUUAUUUGAAAAAGAAAUUAGCUGAUUACAAAAUACCAUUAUAUAUCAGAAUAUUAGACAAGUUACCAAAAAAUACAAAUGGAAAAAUAGAUCGAAAAAUGUUAAAAGACAGAGCUUUAGAGGAAUCGAUACAGGACUAA